AUGUUGUACGGGCUGCACAAGCGAACUGGAACACUUUUAUCGAGGCUUCAUCAGCACAUUGGUAUCGAAACAGAUGCAGCCCGGACUGGCGACAGUUUGCUGGCUGCCCUUAGCUCGCUAUGCCGAGAUCCAGAAAAGUUUGAGAGACAGCUUCGUCCGGGUAUUCGAGUAUAUUCAUGCCUCCCUCACGAAGUAUCCCGAGAGAGUAAAGAUCUCUUGGAAAAGCUGGCCAAAAUCUCCUAUUCACACGGCAUUUCGAGCAGAAGAAUGUCGUAUGCUUCUAGUUCGGGACCUUCCUUUGCUCCAGUUGCCUCCGCUUAUCCUAAACGCCACCUACCUUGGGCAAGAAAUCGAGUAGAAGCCAUUCAGCCGAUUGUUGCCAGUGCUAUGAAGCGAGCUCUGCCCCCACCAAGUUCGGAAAGUUUUGACGUGUCAAAGAGAACGCAAUCUUCCACAACACACAGGAUGAUAUUGCAAGAAAAUCUUGAGGCUCUAUUUUCUAUGGAGUGUCUGGUCGUCACGGCGUAUUUGGAGGCUGCAACACCAGUAUUGUAUUGUUGCUACGUCUUGGUGAUGGUUCAUCUGCCCAGUGCCCGAUAUCACGCCGAAAUGGCUGGGGUUACAAUGGAGAAUGUAGGCUCAAAGAUCCUUUUCCUGUUCAUCUUUGGCUUGCUCCAAAUUGCAUCAUUCGUGCUGUUGGUUGCAAUGGUCAAGCGAUGA
This is a messenger RNA of Phytophthora sojae, 720 nucleotides long. RefSeq lists its product as hypothetical. The record is from RefSeq and is a predicted model, not a curated record. The transcript has a single exon. Lineage: Eukaryota; Oomycota; Peronosporomycetes; Peronosporales; Peronosporaceae. Bases 1 to 720 code for a protein of 239 amino acids.